GGAGCUGAGAGGGUGUUUGUGGUGCGAGUCGGGAGAGGGGGUUGGGGGCGGUUGGGCGUGCAGCGUAGUGUCCGAGUCGCGCAUCCCCGCGGUGCUCGUGUCCCCGUCCCCUUUGAGGGCUGCCGGUGCCCCCUGCCCGGGCCUGCGCUGCCGCCGCCGCCGCUCCCCCACGGGAUGCGGUUUCGGCCUGCCCCGCCAGCCCUGCCCCCCGCGCCGGCCGCAGCAUGAGCGCGGCAAGCGAUACGUACUUCCUCAUAAAAGACAUAAAACCCGGACUGAAAAACUUAAAUGUCAUCUUUAUUGUGCUGGAGAUCGGCCGAGUCACCAAGACGAAGGACGGGCAUGAGGUGAGGUCCUGCAAAGUGGCGGACAAGACGGGCAGCAUCACCAUCUCCGUGUGGGACGAGAUCGGCGGCCUCAUCCAGCCGGGGGACAUCAUCCGCCUGACCAAAGGGUAUGCAUCUCUGUGGAAAGGAUGCCUGACACUUUACACAGGACGAGGAGGAGAGCUGCAUAAAAUCGGGGAGUUCUGCAUGGUAUACUCAGAAGUGCCAAACUUCAGUGAGCCCAAUUCGGAACACAUCGGGCAGAACAAACUGGCACAGAGCGAACAGAAUAAUAGUUCUACAUCAAGUAAUAUGGGUUCUUGUACUUUUGGGCCACUGGGAAAUGGUUUACAAACUGGACCUGAAUCAAGUGGAUUUCCAUUUACAUACAAUCACAGCCACACUUUUGCAGGUAGUGGGAGAGGCAACGGACGAGGACCUGUAAAUCCAGCAUCAGCUACUAGUCAGCCUCUUCUCCCUGCUGUCAGUAAUGGGAGGGACCCACGCAGAGCCUUUAAGAGAUGACUAUGCCAAAUGCGAUUGUACAGCUUGCUUAACUCUACACUCUACUUGAACACUUACUGCACUUUUAUUUAUAGUUAACUGUGAACCAGUUUGUCCUUUACUGUUUUUUUUGUGGGUUUUUUUUAACCUUUUGGUCUAUGGAGCAAACUUGAUGUGAUCUAUCUCUUUUGCUUAGGGAAGCACAGUGAGUCUUCCCCAUAUGUUAAGGGGGUAGGGGGAGAAGGUGGAUACAAGAAAGUCAGGAUAAUGGGUUGAAGAGUCUCAAUUACAACUUGGUACCCUUUACUAAAUGGAAGAAAAUGUUGGUUACAUGUAUGUGUUUUUUUGAUUCUGUUGGUCAGCCAUAUAGCCUUAAUAGGUCUGUUAUGUCCUGUGCACACAUAUGUUGACUUCCAUUAGGGUUAAUGGGAGUUCUCUGCGUUGGAAAGGAAAUGAAGAGGAAGAGCAAAGAUGCUCUAGUCACCUGAGUGUCCUUGGAAUGAAUAUUAGCUUAUAAAAGCAAUAAGCAUAAGGAAAUGAUGGUGUCAGCACCCAAUGGUGUCUACUGAAUCAGGAUGGAUAACUCAUAUGAAAGCUGAAGAUGUGUUAAGUGUCUGAAAGCUUGACCUCUGAUUCCAAAAGGGUGUAUGCUACUUAAAAUUCUCCAUUAACACCAUAUUUACUGUCAAGGAUAAUGACACUGAUUUUUGCUUUGGAUAGAAGCUUGGAUAUUUAUUCUUGCUUUGCAUGAAAUAGCAGGAGAAGAGGAUCUAAAUUCAGACAGUAUUGGGGAAUAUGCUGUUUGUAGCCAUUUCACCUGUAAAAGCCCAAGUUUACUUUUGCAGGAGUCUGAAUUUGCAGGAAACUAUUUUCAGAUGCUGCAUUACUCAUCUCUUCAGUGAGGCUGCCUACUUCUCCUUCCUUCAUUCACUUUUCCAAAUGAAUUAUGUAUUAAAUGAAGCUGUAUAUGUGGAUUGCAGAGGUACUGGCCAAGCAUACAGCAGCACUUCUAAUGCUGCUAAGCUUUCCUUCCUCUGUUUUGUAUAAAUUAUCCCUUCAAGAACUUAACUUCAUGACUACCAUUUCCCAGAGGAAAAUAGCUGUGGUUUUAUUUCUGAGAUCACAAAUGCCUUGACUCUUACCUAGAGUCCAGUGCCAUAUUCCGAAUCAGGUUCAAAAACAACUUGGAAGCUGAAGUGUCAUACUGAAUUCAUUUGUCUCUUAUAGCUGACCUCUCAAAUAAAAAAAAAAAAUUGCACUAACCAUUUCAAACACAAAUCUUACUUUCUUUUUGUCAGGCCAUAAAGACUUUAUGACAAAAGGCUGUUUCUGAAUUGAGUUGUCUCUGUGAUUAUCCAUGUUAAUUGAAUCUACUGCUAUGUCGCUAAUGUUUACAAAUUGUUUACAUUUGAUACUUCUGCUCUUGGUACUCUUACGACCUGUUGAAAAUUGCUUCUAAUUGGCAAAAGUUCCUUGCUUAGUUUGAAAUGCCAAACUAUCUUUUAAAUGCAAGCAGUAGCAGCAACAAACUUCUGAAGGGAGGUUUAGACACCUGUUUGCCCCGAAAGCGGGGGGAAUCUGUUUGCUUCUGGUCUAGCAAAGUGUUAUCCUGACUCCCGCUUCCAGGUGGUACUAGUGAAACUUGUCUUGGAUACAAGAGGGUUGCAUGCCUCAUGAGAUGACCCACAGGUCCUGUUAACAGAAGAGCAGUGCUAACUGAUGAACCGGAAUGCAUGCUUUGACUUCUGGGGAAAUGGUAUAAGGAGAGAGUGUGUACCUCAGGGACUUUAAAUUGUGUAUUUAAGUCAUGUACAGUCUAAAUGUGUGGACACCUGAUGCAGUAUUGCAUUGUGACAUUUUAUAUGCUUGUGAGAAGGAAGCCAAGGGGACUUUUAAACCUGUGGAAUAAUGUGUGACGUUGCAGAGGUAAAUGAGAUGUAAGUAUGGUCUGAGAGCUGUGCUUUCCAUUGGUAGCUGUAAAGUUAGCAAGUGAACAAUGCAAGGGAGGAUGUGGUGGGGACUUCAUACUCAUUAGGGUAUCUCCACUAUGGAUAUCAAAUCAUGGUGGUUUUGACACAAUGAAGAAGGUUGAAAUAGGGAGGAGCCCAGUGCUAAUGUGUGUUGAGGUGCCUGAUUUUAUGAAUCUAAUAAACAGAAUACUUGUUCACAAGUUCUAAAUAAAAAGUGAGAUGAUUACUGUUGACAAAUG
Messenger RNA from Colius striatus (speckled mousebird), 3039 nucleotides. RefSeq names its product nucleic acid binding protein 1 (gene NABP1). Gene Ontology annotation, molecular function: DNA binding. The record is from RefSeq and is a predicted model, not a curated record. NCBI's taxonomy places the organism in Eukaryota, Metazoa, Chordata, Aves, Coliiformes, Coliidae. The transcript has 6 exons. The coding region runs from base 225 to 851 and encodes 208 amino acids. Gene Ontology annotation, biological process: mitotic cell cycle checkpoint signaling; response to ionizing radiation; double-strand break repair via homologous recombination. Gene Ontology annotation, cellular component: SOSS complex.